GUUGUAUGGCCAAAACAGUGGAUUGGAUUACAGCCUGAUGAAGCUUUGCAAUUUACAAUGCUUGGAUUGGGUGAUAUUGUUGUUCCUGCUGCACAACCAGCACUACUUUAUCUUUCCCCUGCUUGUAUAUUGUCUGUCCUCGCUACCGGGAUAAUGAAAAAUCAAUUAACAGAUGUUUUUAAUUAUUCUGCUGAUGAUGUCGAAAGCAAAAGCGAAGAAAAGAAGAAGAAAGACACAGGUCGCCCAGCGAAGCAAAUGUCAAGCGAAAGCGAGGGUGACGAUGGAAGUUCUAAGAAACGCAGUAUCCAGGGUGAUGACGACAAUUCUGGUGCAAGUGCCGUCCUUACUGCGGAAGAAGAAGAUUAUGUAGAAGUAUCAUCUACGUCAUCAGCAAGCGGUACUAAAAAUAAAAAGAAAAAGAAGACUUCUAAAAAGAAAUCGAGUUAA
Molecule: messenger RNA, 447 nt
Organism: Racocetra fulgida
Lineage: Eukaryota; Fungi; Glomeromycota; Glomeromycetes; Diversisporales; Gigasporaceae
Source: the annotation of a GenBank genome assembly